GACCGCUCUGGGACCAGAAUUCUCUCUGAACAGACGACAAACUUUGAAAUGUUACUGAAUGUGAUCAGAAACAUUUAAACCUUUAAACCUAAAGUCUGAACAUGAAUGUUUGACAGUGGAUCUGAUCCAGAACCUGAUCCAGAACCUGAUCCAGAACCUGAUCCAGAGUAAAACUAAGAGACGAAAUAUUGACCUGAACCAACGAUGAACAGCAGACUGGACCGAGGAGGAAGAGGAGCAGGAGGGAGGAAGGUCUUCCUCAGUGCUCACCGCUGCCCUGAGGUCGACCUGCUGCCUGGUCACAACUCGGAGACAAGAAUCGUUCCUGACGAGAAAAGCUCUGAGUUCACGGGUGCAUGUGAGGCAGAUUACCUGGAUAUCUGCUUCAGCAGAGAGGAGGACGACCACGAUGAAGAGAGCGUCAGCGACUGGUCGGAUGAAGACCUCUCCCUCCACUUCUCUCCAUCUGUCAUCCUCCAAUCAGACGACGAGGAUUCAGAUCCAGAGAGUGGCUUUCAAUGUGUUGACGUUACCAUGGAAACACAGGAGGGGGAGGGGCUUAAAAUGGUUCCUAAACGACAGAUUCAGCUGAAGAAGAAGAAAGAGUCAGAGAACGUCAUCGACCUGGUGAACGCAGAGAAAUUAAAGGUGACAUUGAAGGAUGGAUCUGCUGAAGGGAGAGGAGACAACAGUGAUAAUUCAGCCAAUGAACUUCUCUGUUCCACUGCCCGUCUCCGUCCUGAUUUGUUGCUACGGCAACACAGUAUGCCUUCAUCCUUUCACACGCUGUCACCAGCCAGUGGUGAUGUUGAAGGGAAUCUUGUUGGAGGAAAUUCAAGACGACUUCAGAAAUCUUUGUCUCUGGAUGAGACUAAAACCAAGAUGGCGUCCUGUAUCAUUAAGAACAUCUUGUCAAAGAAGAUGCAAGUGGAGCAGAACAUUAGUAAAACGUCUCACCUGAAGAAGCCGGACGAAGUGUUACCUGUCCUCCCGCAGCCUGCAGAGCUUCAGAGGGGGGGAGGGGGGGGGGGGACAGGUGUGGUGAAAGCUCCGGUUCACCUGGUGAGGGACAUGAGGAGUUUAGUUAAAAACACCUACAGCCUCUCAUUCUCUAACAGCAUCAGGCCAACAAGCUUCACUGUGACUGACCAUGAGGUAAGUCCUCCCCCCACCUACAAGCAGGCUGUGGGGGUCAAAGGUCACGUCGCCAAGGUCGCUGCAUCUUUCGACCAAUCACAACACAAGAAACAAAGCAACACAUUUGUUGGUCCAGUCAGGCAGAGAGCCUGUCCCCCACCUCUUAGUAAUGACCUGUCACAGAUCAACCAAUCAGAAUCAACUGUAGCUUCCCUCGCCACGUCUGUGUUCAUCCCGCCCCCCCCUCCACCUCCUCCACCCCAGCCCCAGUCCACCCUGUGUGCCCAGGAACAGAGCCCCAGCCUGGGUGCAUCCUCACAGUCUGCCCCCGGACUCUCCCACCAGGUCCUCCACCCCUAUUUCUUCACCCCUACUGCCCUGUCGUCCUUCCACCCCACCCUGCUCCCUCACCUGGGAACCAUCAGCUACAUCUCCGGCCCUCUGAGCUACAUCCAGACCCAACUGCAACCCUCCCCACCUGCUCCCAGCCUCCCCCUUAUGAACAGGUCUGAGGAGAACAGCAACAGGUUGACUGGAAAACUCUCAGAGCAUCCGAACCGGACCAGGACAGCGGGGGCCCAAGAGAGACGGGGCAGCACAGAGGCACCUGUAAUGCAGAGGCAACAACAACAGCAUCAGAAACAGUUACAGCAACCGCAACUGCAGCAACAGCAAUCACAACACCAACAUCAUCAUCAACAACAACAACAACAGCAACUUCAACAGCAGCCAUUUUGGUGGAGUUUUCCAGGUCUCAUACCUGCCCAGGUGGGUGGUGACGUUCUCGUUGACAUCACUGGUGCUGCUGCAGCACCUAGAGUAUCUCCAGGGUUAGGUUUAGGGUGGAGCAGUAUGUCCGCCCCAAGUCACCUGCAGUUAGAUUCAAAACGGGGGCGGUGCUUAUAUGUGGACACGCCUCCACAGCCUCGGCAGAAGUUGCUACUGGAUCCAGAAACUGGUCAGUUCAUCCCAGUGUUUCUACCUGCAGCCAGCUCCGCCUCCAGCAGUGUGCUACCAGUGCGCUGUGCUAACCCCACCCCCGCUAUGGUCCAGGUGGGGGGUACUAACCCCACCCCGCUAUGGUCCAGGUGGGGGGUACUAACCCCGCCCCCGCUAUGCUCCAGGUGGGAGGUACUAACCCCGCCUUCUUCUCAGUGAUGCAACUCCAGCCACCAGUAGCCAUUUCCUCCCUGUACACCCCUCCCUGCCUCCCCCUCACCAUGAUGACAUCACGCAUAUGUCAAGGAAAUGACAUCACACAUACGUCAGGGUGAUGACAUCACACUGAGGCAGAGGAAAACGUGAUGGAACUUUAAACAGUUUGAAUAUUGACGGUCACGCGUUACUUGGUUGUUUUUCUUUUUUAUCAGUUUCUGUUUUAUAUCACAUUGUUUCUUUGCACCAAACUUGAAGCACAACACCUGUAGAGUUUUAUAUGUUUCACAUUGUUUUAUAGUGAAGUUGAUUUUAUUCUGAGCUUUUUACAAACACAAAACCAGCUGAUUAAUUUAAUUCCAUUUAUUUUUCUCACAAACUUCAGAAGGAACAUUUAACAAGUUCAGUUCACUUUGUAAAGACACUGAAAAAUAAAACAUUUUGUUUGACUUUGUUUAGUAUCAUAGUGUCAGUGUUUCAUUGGUCGACCACUUUACUGGGAACCAUUUUGUUUUCAGGCAUCAGAUGAUUCUGUGAUUGACCUUCAGACAUGUUUGUAGCUUGAUUAAAACAUAAUAAAUUCAGAGGAAUGAUGUGACUCGAUAGUAGUGAAC
This is a messenger RNA of Mugil cephalus (flathead mullet), 2906 nucleotides long. It is a transcript of the gene prob1, whose product is annotated as proline-rich basic protein 1. The transcript has 5 exons. NCBI's taxonomy places the organism in Eukaryota, Metazoa, Chordata, Actinopteri, Mugiliformes, Mugilidae. The coding region runs from base 205 to 2295 and encodes 696 amino acids. The record is from RefSeq and is a predicted model, not a curated record.